Molecule: messenger RNA, 309 nt
Organism: Pseudonaja textilis
Lineage: Eukaryota; Metazoa; Chordata; Lepidosauria; Squamata; Elapidae
Source: RefSeq, a predicted model, not a curated record
AACUUGUAUAAAUCUGAUCUGGAAUGGCUCCGUGGGAUUGGCUGGAUGCCGGAAGGCUCUGUGGAUGUGGUCAGAGUGAAAAGAGCUCAAGAUCUCAUAAAUGAGAGGUUGUACAAACUACGCCCGGAUGCACUGAAAUUUACCAGCAUACCUGAUCCACCCCCUGUUGUCCUGGCUAAGGUCAACGCACAACAGAUCAGUGAGAACCUGUAUCGGGAAGCAUGGGAUAAAGAGAAGGCACAGAUUAAUAUUCCUCUUGAUACCCCGGAAAUACUGCUCUCCAAGAUGAAUGCUGUGAAUGUUAGCCGU